Molecule: messenger RNA, 544 nt
Organism: Stomoxys calcitrans (stable fly)
Lineage: Eukaryota; Metazoa; Arthropoda; Insecta; Diptera; Muscidae
Gene: l(3)87Df
Product: cytochrome c oxidase assembly protein COX20, mitochondrial
Exons: 3
Coding region: 59-382 (107 amino acids)
Biological process (GO): mitochondrial respiratory chain complex IV assembly
Cellular component (GO): mitochondrial inner membrane; mitochondrion
Source: RefSeq, a predicted model, not a curated record
UCUAAAUAUUUACUUUUUUCAGCAGCAGCAAAAAUUGAAACAAAUACGUAACACGGCAAUGGAGGAGGAACCAAAAAAGGGCUUGACAUUAUUUGGCCGGGAUGUUUCACAAAUACCCUGCUUUCGCAGCAGUUUUAUGUAUGGCAUUAGUGGAGGUGUCGGCAUAGGUUUACUAACCUUCUUGGCCACCUCUCGCACAAAGUUUUCCACACAUGUUGGCUUUGGAACAUUCUUUUGUGGAACAAUAGCUUACUGGUCAUGGUGCAGAUAUCAAUGGUCUGUGCGCCGGUUUGAGUAUGCCCAGCUGGAAAGAGCAAUGAAGCAGCAAACCUUGUAUGAAGGAACAGAGGUGGAAAAACAAUUGGACUUGAAGUCAGCGUAGCAUUUUAUUAAGGGGCUGGAAAUUCUUUAUAACGUUUUUUUUUUGUUGGCUGUUAUUUUUUUAAGUGAAUUUUCAAGAAUUGGAAGUAUUUGUUGAUAAAAAACCACCACUAGAUACAUAAAAAUACGGUGUUGUGAUAUGUUGGAAGAAUUCAUGAAGAAA